This is a messenger RNA of Panicum virgatum (switchgrass), 450 nucleotides long. RefSeq names its product chalcone synthase E-like. Gene Ontology annotation, biological process: polyketide biosynthetic process. The transcript has a single exon. NCBI's taxonomy places the organism in Eukaryota, Viridiplantae, Streptophyta, Magnoliopsida, Poales, Poaceae. The record is from RefSeq and is a predicted model, not a curated record. Bases 1 to 450 code for a protein of 149 amino acids. Gene Ontology annotation, molecular function: acyltransferase activity, transferring groups other than amino-acyl groups.
AUGAUCGAGAAGCGACGUGUGUACAUGUCGGACGACCUGCUGAGGCACAACCCUUGCAUCACCGCGUACAGGUCUCGGUCACUCAACCUGCGCCAGGAUCUCGCCGACGCCACCGUGCCCCUGCUCGGCGCGACAGCAACACGGCGCGCCAUCGGCGACUGGGGCCGGCCGGCGUCCGGCAUCACGCACCUCGUUUUCUGCACGACGGUGAGCGGGUGCAUCCCCGGCGCCGACUUCGAGGUCGUCAGGCUCCUCGGCCUCCCACUCUCCACCAGGCGCUUCAUGCUGUACCAGGUCGGCUGCCACGGCGGAGGCAUGGCGCUGCGCCUGGCCAAGGACCUCGCCAAGAACAACCCCGGCGCCCGAGUGCUGGUGGUGGGCUCGGAGGUGAUCACCAUGGCCUUGCGAUGUAACAACCCUGAUCAUUGGUAUGAGAACCGCCCAAUUUGA